Tripterygium wilfordii is the source of this 3175-nucleotide messenger RNA. Its product is annotated as serine/threonine-protein kinase EDR1-like. Gene Ontology annotation, molecular function: ATP binding; protein kinase activity. Gene Ontology annotation, biological process: protein phosphorylation. The transcript has 17 exons. The record is from RefSeq and is a predicted model, not a curated record. The coding region runs from base 491 to 2983 and encodes 830 amino acids. NCBI's taxonomy places the organism in Eukaryota, Viridiplantae, Streptophyta, Magnoliopsida, Celastrales, Celastraceae.
CUUGCUAGCUUUCAUCUUCCUUUAAUCACAAUUCAUUAAUUCCGAUCCAAAAAUUGAAUCCAUCUCCCUCUCUUCGCUUUCGGUACUAUUUAUACGGUUUUUAUUUCCUUUUCUAAAUUUUUUAUGUCGGAUUUCCGUUUUCUCUCUCUUCAUUCACUCUUUCGGACCUCGUCUCUUUCGCUCGCAUAUAUUGAUUUUGAUUACUUCAAUGGUACCUGUUUUGAGAUUCAAAUGCUGUUGAAUUGAAGGACUUUGUGCACUUUCGAAUAUUUGGAUCUGCUGGUGGCGAGCCCUCUGAUUUUUGUCUCGUCGCGAUUCUAUCCUUGAUUCGAAUUUUAGGUUAGUUAGAUGACCUCCAGCCUAAAGAAGUUGAGCCAAAAGCAGUUGGGUGUACAAAUUUUUUUAUUGUCUACGAACUACUUAGGCGCUGAAAAUGAUGUUUAUGGGUUAAGAAGUAGUGGAAAAUGGUUUUAGAUUUGAAAUAUUUGACAUGGAGGGGAGUCAGAGGACAAGAGAUGAUGCAGGCCCCGCCGAGCAAGGUCAUUCUAAUUCUACAUGGUGGCCUUCAGAUUUUAUGGAGAAAUUUGGGUCUGUUUCAUUGGGUUCUCGAGAAGAAAGUUUGAGUAAUAGAGAAUCACCUAGAAAUUCUGAGGAAGAUGGGAGUUCAUCACGAGCAGCAUCACAAAUACUAUGGAGCACAGGAACCCUUUCUGAGCCUAUUCCCAAUGGUUUCUAUUCUGUCAUUCCGGAUAAAAGGCUGAAGGAACAUUUUGAUAGUAUUCCUACUUUAGAUGAGCUUUAUGCUUUGGGAGAAGGUUUCAAGGCUGAUAUCAUUCUUGUAGAUGCCAAACGGGAUAAAAAGCUAUCUAUGCUUAAGCAACUGAUUGUGACACUGGUGAAAGGAUUGAACUCCAAUCCUGCUGCAGUGAUAAAAAAGAUUGCUGGAUUGGUGAGAAUCCUUGUGUCUGACUUUUAUAAACGGCCAAAUCCAGAAAGUCCAGCAAAAGCUGCACUAGAGGAAACCUCCCACGUCUUUGAGAAUCAGGCUGUCCAUUUACUAGGCCAAAUAAGGCACGGAUCAAGCCGUUCUCGAGCGAUCUUGUUUAAAGUUUUGGCUGAUACUGUAGGGCUUGAAAGUAGGCUCAUGGUGGGUUUGCCAAGUGACGGAAAUGUUGAGUGUCUGGACUCAUAUACACAUAUGUCUGUGAUUGUUGUACUGAAUUCUGUGGAAUUGCUGGUUGAUCUUAUGAAGUUUCCUGGUCAGUUGCGACCUGGAACAACCAAAUCAAUCUUUAUGACGCAUGUUUCAGCUGCAGGGGAGAGCGAUUCUGCAGAAAACGACUCUUGUGACUCACCAUUGGAGCCAAACAGUCCUCUGUACGGAUUCUCUGAGAGAUUGGAUCCUGAAAGUGUGGAGAAAGAUGAAACUCGACAGUUCCGUAGGAAGCUGGAAGCUUCUUCAAAUGUAUCAGGCCUUUCACUGCGAAAUAUGAUGUUGAGAUCGAACUCGUCUAUCGACAGGAAAUUAAGUCUAUCACAUAGUGAACCAAAUAUUGUGAAUACAUUCUGGCGACGUAGCAGAAGAAAAGUCAUUGCAGAACAACGGACUGCUAGUUCGAGCCCAGAGCAUCCUUCAUUUCGAGCACGUGCUCGGUCCAUGCUUAGUGGGGAUGGGAAUUCACUGAGAGAUUAUGGCGAAGAUGUAGCUACAUCAAGUUGCAGGUCAGAUGGUGCAUCAAUAUCCGAUGCUCGUAGAAUAAGAAGAAGAAGCAUAAGCAUUACACCAGAGAUUGGUGAUGAUAUCGUAAGGGCUGUGCGGGCAAUGAAUGAAACUAUGAAGCAAAACUUUCUUUUGAGGGAACAGGGAGAGAAUAGUUCUUUCAAUCAAUCUUCAAAUGACGGGAAUAGUAGUUCAGAUCUUCACAAAAGCGUAUCGAAUUUCCAUCUCGAUGAUCAUGAUGAAAUAUCUGGCGGAAGAUCUGCUUCAUAUAGUCAUUCUAAGGACCAAAUGAACUCCCAAAAAGUAGUCUCUUUGCCCUCAUCUCCACAUGAAUAUAGGAGUCAAACUCUUGAGCUUGAGCGAACUGGUCCUUCAGACUACGCAGGAAACAAUGAGUUGGUCUCAACAUGGAAUAAAAUUCUUGAGUCUCCUAUGUUCCAUAAUCAGCCCUUGUUACCAUUCAAAGAGUGGAAUAUUGAAUUCUCUGAAUUAACUGUUGGGACUCGUGUUGGGAUUGGGUUCUUUGGAGAAGUUUUCCGUGGUAUUUGGAAUGGAACAGAGGUCGCGAUUAAAGUCUUCCUUGAGCAAGAUCUGACUGCUGAAAACAUGGAAGAUUUCUGCAAUGAGAUAUCCAUUCUUAGCCGUCUUCGACAUCCUAAUGUUAUCUUGUUUUUGGGUGCAUGCAUAAAGCCUCCACACUUGUCAAUGGUUACUGAGUACAUGGAAAUGGGAUCAUUGUAUUAUUUGCUUCAUUUGAGUGGUCAGAAGAAGAAGCUUAGUUGGCGGAGGAGACUAAAGAUGCUGCGUGAUAUAUGCAGGGGGUUGAUGUGCAUGCAUCGGAUGAAGGUAGUCCAUCGUGACCUGAAAAGUGCAAACUGUCUUGUGAACAAGCAUUGGACUGUGAAGAUCUGCGAUUUUGGGCUCUCCAGGAUAAUGACAGAGACACCCAUUAAAGACUCCUCGUCUGCAGGAACUCCGGAGUGGAUGGCUCCAGAACUUAUUCGCAAUGAACCCUUCAAUGAGAAGUGUGAUAUUUUUAGCCUUGGGGUGAUCAUUUGGGAGCUCUGCACUUUGAAUAGACCAUGGGACGGUGUACCAAAAGAGAGGGUGGUUUAUGCUGUUGCUAACGAGGGAUCCCGUCUGGAGAUUCCUGAAGGUCCCAUAGGCAGGCUAAUUUCAGACUGCUGGGCAGAAUCGCAUGAACGGCCAAGCUGCAAGGAGGUACUCUCCCGCUUGCUCGACUGCGAGUAUUCUCUUUGCUAACAUUCUGUUUCUUGUAUAUAGACAAAAAAAAAAAAAAUGGUAGAGGCGUCUGCAAUGUAUUCUCGGCUUGUUAUGUUGUAACCAGUCUACGAAUUUUGUUUUCUUGCAACUGUAUAAACACAGAAUGGUUCAAAUUCCAGUUUUUGAUAAAACUAUUCCAGUUUUGUGCAAUGAAAAAGAAACGUUGUGUAA